AAUAAAAAAAAAUCAAGAGAAAUGCGUCGAUGGGAUUGAUUUGGAUAGCUGCUGCCUGCUCCUCACUUAUCAGUUAUCACUGAUCACAUCACAAUUGUUUACCCCCAUUGAUUUCUGCGAGUUUCGAUCAAACCCUAAAUUCGUUGCCUGAAUUCCACUAUCAAUCGCUUGGAACAUCCAUGACAGUGCAUAUUGCAUUUGGUGGUGCCAGGCUGCCAGCCUCAUCUGUGCUCCAUUUUCAUCCAAUGUACAGACACAUUCAUUGCCCUUCUGUGACCACAUUGAGUUGAAAUUGAUCACAAGGUGGCUAAAAGAGAUGGAGGAUCUAUAGUGCAUUUUUAUGUAUUUUGGAGUUGUCAGCUGUUAUGGAGACAUUGGAUGAUAUAGGAGAUGAUGUGAUUGGUCCAAGAGGCCUGAUUAAGACGCAGGAGUUGGUACGAAUCAUUAUUCAAUGUUUAUAUGCUCUAGGUUAUAGCAAGUCUGCCGCCUGUUUGGAAUCUGAGUCCAGUAUUACAUGUAAGUCCCCCGAAUUUGAAUUAUUGGAAUCACUCAUUUUAGAUGGAAAUUGGGGUGAUUGCAUUGAGUGUCUUCACAAAAUAAAUGGUUUGGAUGAUGAGACAAGAGCUUCAGUAUCUUUCCUCGUUCUUGAGCAAUGCUUGUUGGAAUGUUUGGAUUGUGGGAACAUAUCUCUGGCGUUGGACAUGAUGCGGAAACAGUUUUCAUCUUUGAAAAUUGGCGCAGAAAUAGUUCACAGACUUUCUUAUGAACUCCUCUCUUUGAAGGGAUUGAGGCUGGGUUGUAUUGAUAGUGAUUCAGUUCAGGACUUGCGAAAAAAAUUGAUCUCAAAUCUGGAAAAAGUUUUACCACCACCAAUUACACUACCUGAGAGAAGGCUGGAACAUUUGGUCGAAAUGGCUAUUUCUGCUUGGGUUGAUAGUUGCGUUUACCACACUUCAUCUGGUUCAGUAUCACUGUAUAGAGACCACCAUUGUGAUCGAGAUCAGUUUCCAACGGAGACCACUCAGAUAUUGACUAAUCAUCAACAUGAAGUAUGGUCUGUUCAGUUUUCAAACAACGGAGAGUAUUUGGCAUCAUCAUCAAGAGAUUGCACAGCCAUCAUAUGGAAGGUGCAGGAUGAUAAUAGAGUAACCCUGAGAUUCGUGUUACGUAGCCACGAAAAACCAGUUUCAUUUUUGGCAUGGAGUCCAGAUAACACCAUGCUGCUCACUUGCGGAAAUAGGGAAGUUCUUAAACUUUGGGAUGUGGAAACUGGCAUAUGUAGGCACACAUUUGGUGGCGAUGGUUUUGUUGUUAGUUGUUGUGCUUGGUUUCCUGAUUCCAAGCGCCUCGUCUGUGGCAGUUCAGAUCCUAAGAAGGGCAUUUACAUGUGGGACUGUGAAGGUAAUGAGAUUAAGGCAUGGAAAGGUAUGCGGAUGCCAAAGGUCCUUGAUAUUGCUGUGACUCCAGAUGGGGAAAAUCUCAUCAGCAUUUUCUCCGACAAAGAGAUAAGGAUAUUGAAUUUGGCAACCAAUGCUGAACGUGUUAUUUCUGAGGAGCACUCUAUCACCUCCCUUUCGGUAUCUGGAGAUAGCAACUACCUGAUCGUCAACCUUAAUAGCCAAGAAAUUCACUUGUGGGACGUUACCACAAAAUGGAUUAAACCACGCAAGUACAACGGCCACAUGCAACAGAAAUAUGUCAUUCGUUCCUGCUUUGGGGGUUUGAACAGUAUGUUCAUUGCCAGUGGCAGUGAAGAUUCCAAGGUCUACAUAUGGAACCGAAGAAGUUCUGACCCACUCGAGAUCCUGUCUGGCCAUUUGAAGACUGUAAAUUCCGUCAGCUGGAACCCGAGGCGACCCAAAAUGUUAGCUUCAGCAAGUGAUGAUAAUACAGUACGCAUAUGGGGGCCGUGUUGUUCCAAUAGAGCAGAAUGUGAUAACUUCACUGAGUAGUCUUGUGCAUAUGCAGAUUUUGUGCAAUAGCAACAAAUUCACAUUUUUUUGCUUGUAAAUAUCAGGUUGUAUCCUCUUUUUGGCGUGUAUAUUCUGAAUGGUUGUUUUGUUAA
Molecule: messenger RNA, 2065 nt
Organism: Salvia hispanica
Lineage: Eukaryota; Viridiplantae; Streptophyta; Magnoliopsida; Lamiales; Lamiaceae
Product: transducin family protein / WD-40 repeat family protein
Molecular function (GO): protein binding
Source: RefSeq, a predicted model, not a curated record